Manis javanica (Malayan pangolin) is the source of this 2146-nucleotide messenger RNA. The record is from RefSeq and is a predicted model, not a curated record. NCBI's taxonomy places the organism in Eukaryota, Metazoa, Chordata, Mammalia, Pholidota, Manidae.
AUGACCUUUGCAAUGGGCAGGUGGAAUGAGGACCCGUACCAGGCACGAGCUGGAAUGCAGGACAGACGUAUGGACCUUACACGAAGGAGAAAGCAGAAAAAGAAGCUGCACUUGGCUUGGUUCAGGACAACUGGGGCUGAACUGUGGAUGUCCUGCAAUAGAGCUGACUGGGGAACCCAGAUCUUGGGAAAUGUACUGAUCUUAGGCCAUAUGUUUUAUCUUUUGAAGACCAUCACACCAGACCUCACCUCCCAUAGUGCAGCUGGUGCCGAGCUGUGUAAAGCAGGUGAAGCCAGCCCACUGCCCAGGUGUGGAGGGGCCGCCAGCUCACCCUCCCAUUCAGCAACUGAACCUGACCGAAAGCCUCCUCGGUGCACAGUGCCCACACAGAACUGUAAGACCAAGUACUGGUCCCGAGCAACAGCAAGUUUUGCUUCUGCUCUGAAGGCUUUAGAAAAUUUGCGUGUAUAUCUGUGUGAAAAAAUCAUAGCUGAGAGACAUUUUGAUCAUCUGCGUGCAAAAAAAAUACUCAGUAGAGAAGACACGGAAGAAAUUUCUUGCCGAACAUCAAGUAGAAAAAGGGCUGGAAAAUUGUUAGACUACUUACAAGAAAACCCCAAAGGACUAGAUACCCUGGUUGAAUCUAUUCGGCGAGAAAAAACACAGAACUUCCUGAUUCAGAAGAUCACAGAUGAAGUACUGAAACUUAGAAAUAUAAAACUAGAGCAUCUGAAAGGACUGAAAUGUAGCAGCUGUGAACCUUUUCCAGGUGGAGCUACAACCAACCUUUGUAGAUCAAAUUCAGAUGAGAGUAGUUUCUCUGAAAAACUGAGAGCAUCCACUGUCAUAUACCAUCCAGAAGGAGAAUCCAGCACGGCUCCCUUUUUUUCUACUGGUUCUUCUCUGAAUUUGCCUGUUCUAGAAGUAGGCAGAACUGAAAAUCCCACCUUCUCUUCCACUACACUUCCCAGACCUGGGGACCCUGGGGCUCCUCCUUUGCCACCAGAGCUGCAGUUAGAAGAAGAAGGAAUUUGUGGAAACUCUAGUGAGAUGUUUCUUCCCUUAAGAUCACGUGCCAUUUCACAGCAAUGACAAUUUAUAGCUUUUUAAUCUUUUUUAAUAACAAAAAAUAUUUGAAAUAUGAAUCUUUUUAUAAAAUGCUAUAAUGAUUUAACAUUUGAUAUGCCUUUUAAAAUGCAAUAUAAGCAUACUUUGUAAAUAGAUGUUUUUAGAAUUAAAGAAGCAUACUUAUAGACAAAGUAAAUCAUAUUGAUAUACUUUUCAGUAUUUUCUUUUCAUUUUUGAGGUAUUUAGUGUUUUCACAAUUUUUGUUUUCAGACUGAUAGGGAACAUUUCUGUGUUUGAGAAUAGAGUUAUAGGCUGGGAAUGAUGUUUCUUUUCAGUGCAUUUUUGCUGGAAAUUUUCAGUCUUAAUUGUCCUUUCCACGACUCAGCAGUACAAUUUCAGGAUUAACCUGUUCUCUGUCUGGUAAUAAAGUCAGCCACUGAUGAGAAAACUACCAGUGCACCAAAAAGAAUCUUUCCCACCUAGUUGGGCUCACAGACACUUACAAAAUCCCCUUCAGGUGCAUAGGGACAUCUUAAUGGAGUUUGAGCCAUCUAAGAUGUCAGUUUGUCAAAAUACAUUUCUUAUUAACCUUACUAAUUAAUACAGCUGUCUUAAAAUGUUCCCAUUCUGUUCUAUCAGUUUCAUUCCUAAAAAAAAAAUCCUGGCAGAAAUCUGUUAUUACAUGAAAUUUGAUGAGAUCUUAAGAAAAUACAUUCUCUACUUUAUAUUCUCUUUUAAUGAGGACCACUGUCCUGGUUGAACUAACCAAAGUGUUUUUUUGUGAGUAUAUGUGACAGUUCUGUUUUCAGUACUGUUUGGAAAAAGCAGGCCAUUAGCUAGAUUUGUUUUUUUUUUUUGUUAUAUAACAAAGUUUGACUAAUCUUAUACAUUUAUAAACCUUAUGCUCUCAUUAUUUUCAUUUAAAUUAUAAUUCUUCUGUCUCCUGAUAUCUAUCUCAUAUAUUUCCAUUGAAAAAAGCAGAGUUGGAAAUAUGCUAACUAAUUAUAAAAGGUUUUAAAUUGUAGUGCUGUUUUGGAAUUUUCAAACUCUUUGAUGGGAAAUAAAUAUCUAAAACAUU